Molecule: messenger RNA, 5151 nt
Organism: Sphaerodactylus townsendi
Lineage: Eukaryota; Metazoa; Chordata; Lepidosauria; Squamata; Sphaerodactylidae
Product: zinc finger protein 184-like
Exons: 13
Coding region: 137-4441 (1434 amino acids)
Biological process (GO): regulation of transcription by RNA polymerase II
Molecular function (GO): DNA-binding transcription factor activity, RNA polymerase II-specific; RNA polymerase II cis-regulatory region sequence-specific DNA binding
Source: RefSeq, a predicted model, not a curated record
AGCCCUGGUCAAACCUGCCUUUUGCAGGCGUCCCCAAAUCAGCGCUUCUUUUUCGACAAGGAGGGAGAGAGAAAGAGAGAUUUGGGAAACACGGAAUUUCUCUGGAAUUGGUUGGCCUCUCCGCCCUUUUCCUUGCAUGGAGGAAGGAUUUGGCUUUUGCAUGUCUGCAGGAAAGGUGCCUCCAGUAUCCUUUGAGGAAGUAGCCGUGUCCUUCAGGGUGGAGGAAUGGGCCCUGCUGGGUCCAGGCCAAAGGAAGCUCUACUGGGAGGUGAUGCAGGAAAAUUACGACACCCUGGCCUCGCUUGGGGCCCACAAUUCCCAGAAGGACUUGAGAGCACCAGAGUGGUCCACCCUCUCUUUCCUAAGCAUUGACGACUGUGAGGUUUCAGCUGGAGAUAGGAAAGAAUAUUUGGAAUUCACUGGGGAGUCUUGUUUCCCCCAGAUGGCUGUAGAAAGUGGAUUUUGCUCGUCUGCAGGAAAGGCAGCCCCGCAGUCCUUUGAGGAGGUAGUUGUGUCUUUCACUGCAGAGGAAUGGGCUGUGCUGGAUCCAGGCCAAAGACAACUCUACUGGGAAGUUAUGGAGGCAAAUUAUGAGACCGUGGCCUCUCUUGUUGCAGAUGUGAGGGAAAUGGUGGGUGAGAAGGAACCAGGAAGAGUGAUCAAGCAAAUGAAUCAAGACCUCAAUGUGGAAGCAAACUCUAGGGAUCAAGAUGUACUAAAGAGGGAGCAGGGAAGGAACAGGGAAGGAAAACAAAAGGCAAGGAAGGAGCUGAUUGCCCAUCCGAGAAGGGAGAUGCCUGAGGUCCCAGCCCAGGAUAAAUUACAGAUGAUAAAAAGAAAGCAUAAUUGUCCUCUCUAUACAAAAGGGGUCAGCUGCAAAUCCAGUAGUAAAAAAUAUCAGAGUAUUAAAACAUACUGGGAAACAUUUAAAUGCUUGGAAUGUGGAAAGAUCUUCUCCAAAAGUACCCAACUAACUAUACAUCAAAGGGUUCACACACAGGAGAAGCCAUUUAAAUGCUUGGAGUGUGGAAAAUGUUUCUCUCAGAAAAGUCACCUAACUACACAUAAAAAGGUUCACUCAGGGGAGAAGCCAUAUCAGUGCUUGGAUUGUGGGAAGAACUUCUCACAGAAAGGCAGUCUAACUUCACAUCAAAGGGUUCACACAGGAGAAAAGCCAUAUGAAUGCUUGCAAUGUGGAAAGAGCUUCUCUCAUAAAUGCAACCUAAAUAAACAUCAGAAGGUUCACACAAGGGAGAAGCCAUAUAAGUGCUUGAAGUGCGGAAAGAAAUUCUCUUGGAAUACAGCCCUAAUUGUACAUCAGAAGGUCCACAAAGGGGAGAAGCCAUAUGAAUGCUUGGAGUGUGGAAAGCACUUCUCUUGGAAUAGUCACCUAACUGAACAUCAGAGGGUUCAUGUGGGGGAAAAGCCAUAUGAAUGCUUGGAGUGUGGAAAGAGCUUCUCUCGGUAUAUCUACCUAAAUCAACAUCAAAAGGUUCACACAGGGGAGAAGCCAUAUGAAUGCCUGGAGUGUGGAAAGAGAUUCUCUUGGAAUGUAGUCCUAACUGCACAUCAGAGGAUUCACACAGGAGAGAAACCAUAUAAAUGUUUGAAGUGUGGAAAGUGCUUCUCUCAGAAUGCCCACCUAACUACACAUCAGAGGUCUCAUACAGGGGAGAAGCCAUAUAAAUGCUUGGAAUGUGGAAAAUGCUUCUCUCAGACAAGCACCCUCACUAAACAUAAAAAUGUUCACAUGGGAAAAAACAUGUAUGUUGGAGUUCAUGAAAACAAAAGCGUCAUCAUUCCUUCCAGAGUGCCUGAUCUCUGCAUCAAUGAAGCGGCCGCUGUGGUCCACAGUGGCCAUCAGGAGGAUGGAGGAGAAUUUUUUGUGGUUGGCAUAGGAAAGCUAGUCCCUUUGCAGGAUCUGUGUCUUUGUUUAUCAGGCUUCUGUUUUGGGCAUCUGGAUGAGAAUCUGGUGAGCUGGGGGUGGGUAGAUGCAGUACAAGCCCCAAAGCAGAGAGGAAGAAUGAGUGAAAACAUGGGCUGUGAAAAGACACCUGUUGUGCCUCCUCUGCUAUCUUCUUUGUGCGAGGAAGUGAAAGCCACCAUGCAGGCAUUUCAGGCUCAGGUGUCCUUUGAAGAAGUGGCUGUGUAUUUCACCAAGGGGGAGUGGGGCCUUCUGAGCCCAUCCCAAAGAGUUCUGUACAAGGAAGUCAUGCUGGAGAAUUUUGGGAGCGUGGCCUCUCUGGGUCCUAUGAUUACCAAACCUGACCUCAUAUCCUGGCUGGAAGAAGAGCAAGAGCACUUUUUUCAUGGCUGUGAAGAAGUGCAAGGAUUGGCAGGUGAGCGGGAGACAGCAAAUGAAAGGAAAGGGCAUCCAGAGAUGGAGAAAGAAAAUACAUAUCCAGAUUGGAAACAGAAAGUUCAAUAUUGCGAUGUACUGAGGAAGGAGGAGAAAAAGCACCAACAUACAGGGAGGAAAAAAUCUGGUCUUUUCCAGGGUGAUAACAUUUAUGACAUUCCAUUACUUCAAAAAUUAUAUAAAGAAAACAAUGAGAAUGAAUUCCUUGCAAGUGGGGAAAAUUUACCCGAAAAUUCCAGCUUUUAUAUGAGAUGGAAUGCCUGUAACAAGAAGAAAAUAUUUAAAUGCUUGGCAUGUGGAAAAAUCUUUGGGCGGAAGGAUAAGCUAACUUCCCAUCAAAGAACUCACACUGGGGAGAAACCAUACAAAUGCCUGGAAUGUGGAAAAACCUUCAGUCAGAGGGCACAUCUUACUUGCCAUCAAAGAAUUCACACAGGAGAGAAAAGAUAUAAAUGUCUGGAAUGUGGGAAAAGCUUCACUCAAAGUGGAAACCUUGCUUCCCAUCAAAGAAUUCACACAGGGGAGAAAAUAUAUAAAUGCCUGGAGUGUGGAAAAAGCUUCAAACACUCUGGAAGCCUUACUACCCAUCAAAAAAUUCACACAGGAAAGAAACCAUAUAAAUGCAUGAAGUGUGGGAAAAACUUUGGACGGAGGUACAUCUUAACUUAUCAUCAAAGAAUUCACACAGGGGAAAAACCACAUAAGUGCUUGAAAUGUGGAAAAAGCUUUGGGCGGAAGGAUGAACUAGCUUCCCAUCAAAGAAUUCACACAGGGGAAAAACCAUACAAAUGCCUGGAUUGUGGAAAAAACUUCAGUCACAGUGGAAACUUGACUUCCCAUCAAAGAAUUCACACAGGGGAGAAAAUAUAUAAAUGCCUGGAGUGUGGAAAAAGCUUCCAUCGAAGUGCAAACCUCACCUCUCAUCAAAGAAUUCACACAGGGGAAAAACCAUAUAAAUGCUUGGAGUGUGGAAAAAGCUUUGGGCGGAAAGAUAACCUAAUUUCUCAUCAAAGAACCCACACAGGGAAAAAACCAUAUAAAUGUUUGGAGUGUGGAAAAAGUGUUGAGAAGAAAGAUAUGUUAACUUUCUAUCAAAGAAUUCACACAGCAGGAGGUGUAUGGGAGUCACCAAAUGAAACAAAAGAGCAACCUGUGAUGGAAAAAGAUACAUAUCCAGAUGUGAAAAUGAAUGUUGAAUAUUGUGAUGUGGUAAUGAAGGAAGGGGGGAAACACCUUCUCAUAUCAAGAACUAAUUCUGGUCUUUUACAGGGUGAUGAUACUUUUAACAUCCCUCUUCAAAAAAUAUACCAAGGAGACUGUAGGACUGAGUGUCCAGCAAGUGAGGAAAAUUUUCUUGAAACAUCAGACAUUAAUAUGCAUUCAGUUCCCCACAACAGAAAGAAAAUAUUUAAAUGCUUGGAAUGUGGAACAAGCUCUAGUAAGACUGGAAACAGUACUUCCCAUCAAAGAAUUCACAUAGGAGAGAAACCAUACAAAUGUCUGCAGUGUGGAAAAAGCUUCCAUCAGAGUUCAUACCUUAUUUCCCAUCAAAGAAUCCACACAGGGGAGAAACCAUAUAAAUGCCCAGACUGUGGAAAAUGCUUUGGGCGGAAAGAUAACCUUAGUUCUCAUCAAAGAGUUCACACAGAGGAAAAACCAUACAAAUGUCUGCAGUGUGGAAAAAGCUUCCAUCAGAGUACAUACCUUAUUUCCCAUCAAAGAACCCACACUGGUGAGAAACCAUACAAAUGCCUGAAAUGUGGAAAAAGCUUUGGACGGAUAGAUAACCUAAAUACUCAUCAAAGAAUUCACACAGGGGAGAAGCCAUAUAAAUGUCAGGUGUGUAAGAAAAGCUUCAGGGAGAAAGGUGCCCUAACUACCCAUCAAAGAAUUCACACAGGAGAGAAACCAUAUAAAUGCCUUGAGUGUGGGAAGAGCUUCAGCAGAAGAACGUAUGUUAUUUCCCAUCAAAGAAUUCACACAGGGGAAAAACCAUACAAAUGCCUGAUGUGUGGAAAAAACUUUGGACGGAAGGAUUACCUAACUUCUCAUCAAAGAACUCACACUGGAAAAAUCAUAUAAUUUAUUUGGGUGUUAAAAAAACUUUACUCAUUGUGCAAAUCUUAUUUCCCAUCAGCAUAUGAACACAUAAAGCUGCAUUAUCCUGAAUUGGACUUUUGGUCCAUCAAAGUCAGCUGCUCUCCAGGGUCCUGGGCAGAGAUCCUCCAUAUCACUUGCUACCUAAUCCUUUUAUUUGGAGGUGCUAGGGAUUGAACCUGGGACCUUCUGUAUGCCAAGCAGAUGCUUUACCACCUCUCACUAAGAAAUCAGAUGAAUUCAUGACAUGCAGAAAGAGCUUCUAUAGGACAAUUUACAUUAUUUCCUAUCAAAGCCUCCACACAGGAAGAAAAUGUAUAAAUGCCCGGUGUAUAGAAAAAAUCUUCAGUCACAGUGGAAGACUCACUUCAGUCACACAGAGAACAAACGUAAACCCAUUCUAGAAUACUUCUUUGCUACUCAGACUUUUCUUGAGCAGAGGCUGAGAGGGAGAGAAAGGGGAAAAAUCAGGGUGGCAACUUUAGGCAAGUUGUCUGGUGAGUGGAAAGAGAGAAGGAAGCAGGAAAAAUUGAGAGAGUAUGGGUCUUUAGCAUAUGGGUCUCCAGCUUAUAAAUAUUUAAACUUAGUUUGUUCUUACUCUAUGUUGUUGAUUGGGUUAUACUGAUAUUUUUGUUUUUCUGUAAAUGUCCAUGGGCAGAGAUUUAUGUAUUACAUUAAAUGAUUGCAACAUCAAA